Molecule: messenger RNA, 7783 nt
Organism: Neoarius graeffei (lesser salmon catfish)
Lineage: Eukaryota; Metazoa; Chordata; Actinopteri; Siluriformes; Ariidae
Gene: ptprfb
Product: protein tyrosine phosphatase receptor type Fb
Exons: 34
Coding region: 512-6280 (1922 amino acids)
Biological process (GO): protein dephosphorylation
Molecular function (GO): protein binding; protein tyrosine phosphatase activity
Source: RefSeq, a predicted model, not a curated record
CCGCCCCUUUUUCCCAGGCCGCAGUAGCAAAUCCCACCUUGUGUGACCGCACGUUGAGGCCCCGCCCACUCUCCCUCCUGUUUCCCGGUGCUCUCAACAGCGUGAAGAAGCUUUUUGUCCUCAGAAGGGACUGUUUUCAGGAAAGCAGCGGAUCUCGGAGGAGACGUUUAUUAAAGCAAGAAGGAAAACAGGAAAAUCUCACCACGUUUUAAUGGAUUGAGAAACUUUUUAUGGACGUUUUUGUGGAAUUUAAGUGAGGACUUGUUUACCUGGAUGUAAAAGCGUGAAAGGAGUUUAACGUGUGGAUGCCGUGUGCACUUUUCAGGAAUACUUUUAAAAAUCUGUCUCUGGAUUAAGGAUUACAUUUUCCCCCCCAGUUUUCCAGUCUUUCUUUCCGCUGAAGGAUACGGGUUUUAGCCUAUGAUUGCGUAAUAGCGAGGAAGGAAAGCGCGGCCUUGAGGAGGAGGAGGAGGAGGAGGAGGAAGACGACAACGAAGUGCCAACCUGGAACAUGGUGCCUCAUAUUUGCCCCUCAGUGCCCUUGACGCCUCGCUGGCUUUCUGUCCUGCUUCUGCUCGGCUGUGCGGCCGUUCCCUCCCACGCCGACAGUUUGCCGAGUUUCAUUAAGACUCCGGAGGACCAGACGGGGAUUUCAGGGGGCGUGGCCUCCUUCGUGUGCCAGGCGCUCGGAGAACCCAAACCUCGUAUCACGUGGAUGAAAAAAGGGAAGAAAGUCAGCUCUCAGCGCUUUGAGGUGAUCGAUUUUGACGAUGGCUCGGGUUCCGUACUGCGGAUCCAGCCCCUGCGCACGCACCGAGACGAGGCCAUUUACGAGUGUACGGCCACCAACAGCGCCGGGGAAAUCAACACCAGCGCCAAACUCACCGUGCUGGAAGAGAACCAGAUCCCUCCUGGUUUCCCGAGCAUCGAUAUGGGCCCUCAGCUCAAAGUGGUGGAGCGAACGCGGAUCGCCACCAUGCUGUGUGCCGCCAGCGGGAACCCCGAUCCCGAUAUUUCCUGGUUUAAGGAUUUCCUUCCUGUCGAUAUCAACAGCAGCAGCGGGCGGAUCAAGCAGCUUCGCUCAGGAGCUCUGCAGAUAGAGAACAGUGAAGAAUCGGACCAGGGAAAAUAUGAGUGUGUGGCGACGAACAGCGCCGGGACGCGUUACUCCGCCCCCGCCAACCUCUACGUCCGAGUACGGCGGGUGCCUCCCCGUUUCUCCAUCCCACCCAGCGAUCAGGAGGUGAUGCCCGGAGGCAGCACUAAUCUCACCUGUGUUGCUGUCGGAGCCCCGAUGCCCUACGUCAAAUGGAUGACUGAAGACACCGAGCUCACCAAAGAAGAUGAAAUACCCAUAGGGCGCAACGUUCUGGAACUCACCAACAUCCGCAAGUCAGCUAACUACACCUGCGUGGCCAUGUCCUCUCUGGGGAUGAUCGAAGCCACGGCACAAGUUACAGUCAAAGCUCUCCCCAAACCCCCCACGUCUCUGACUGUAACUGAAACGACGGCCACCAGCAUCACCCUGACGUGGGACUCUGGGAACUCAGAACCCGUCUCCUACUACAUGAUCCAGUAUCGCUCCAAAGCCUCUGACAGCAGCUACCAGGAAGUGGAUGGCGUUGCCACGACGCGCUACAGCAUCGGUGGGUUGAGCCCGUACUCGGAGUAUGAGUUCCGCGUCAUGGCGGUGAACAACAUUGGCCGCGGUCCACCGAGUGACCCUGUGGAGACUCGCACCAGCGAACAGGCGCCUUCUUCUCCCCCGCUGCACGUGCAGGCACGCAUGCUGAGUUCUAGUACCAUGCUGGUGCAGUGGGAACCUCCAGAGGAACCCAAUGGGCAAAUUCGUGGAUACCGCAUCUAUUACACGACAGAUCCGGAGACACAGCUCAGCGCCUGGCUGAAGCACAACACCGACGACAGCCGACUGACCACGAUCUCUGGAUUAACCACCAACAUCACGUACAGUCUCCGCGUCCUGGGCUUCACUUCUGUCGGAGACGGACCGCCAUCUGACAUCCUGCAAAUCAAAACUCAACAAGGAGUCCCGGCACAGCCUUCUGGAUUUGAGGCUGAAGCCGAACCCAACACCGGGAUUAUACUGAAGUGGCUUUGGCCCGUUCAAGAGCCGAUCACGAUGUACGAGCUGCAUUAUUGGGAAACUGGAUCAGACAAUAAGAUCCGUGUCACCUUCAACCCGGCUGGGUCGUACACCGUGAAAGGCCUGAAGCCAGAUACUCUGUAUAAGUUCUCCCUCGCUGCCCGCUCCGAAAUGGGCCUGGGGGUCUUCACCAAGCCCAUCGAAGCCAGGACAGCUCAGUCCACACCCUCAGCUCCACCUCAGGACAUUCAGGUGCUCAGUCUGAGCUCCACCAGCAUUAAGGUGAGUUGGGUCCCGCCUCCUGCUGCCAGCAGGCACGGCGCUAUCGUUCGAUACACCGUGAGCUACCAGGCAGUGAACGGCGAGGACACCGAGCGGCACGAAGUGACGGAUAUUGGAGCGGACGCCACCAGUGUUGUACUAGAGGGUUUGGGAAAGUGGACGGAGUAUGUGGUGCGGGUGAGGGCUCACACUGACGUGGGGCCCGGGCCCGAGAGCACGCCAGUACGCAUCCGAACCAACGAGGAUGUGCCUGGAGCUCCUCCUCGUAAGUUGGAGGUCGAAGCUAUAAACUCGACGGCUAUCCGCGUGACGUGGAAACCACCGCUCUCUGGAAAACAGCACGGUCAGAUCCGAGGAUAUCAGGUGAUUUACUCUCGACUAGAGAACGGAGAACCACGAGGGCAUCCGAACAUCAUGGAUGUAGCGCUGCCUGAAGCUCAGUGGAACAUUGAGGACACCACCGAAUAUGAAGCCAUCAUCUCUGGCCUGAUCUCGGAGACAUCGUACUCGGUUACGGUUGCGGCGUACACCACCAGAGGAGACGGAGCGCGGAGCAAAGCCAAGGUCAUCAAAACCACAGGAGCAGUUCCGGGUAGGCCCACCAUGCUCAUUAGUAUCACAGUGGGCAACACCGCCCUCAUCCAGUGGCAGCCUCCGAAGGACAUGCCGGGCGAGCUGAUUGGUUACCGUCUACGCUACAAACGUGCAGAUGAGGAAAAAUUCACGGUGCAUAAUUUUGGGAGCAAGGACGACCACUACACGGCGACGGGUCUCUUCAAGGGUGCCACCUACAGCUUCCACUUGAGUGCCAAGAACCGCGCAGGCAUCGGAGAAGAGUUUGUCAAGAACAUAAGCACGCAGGAGGAAAUUCCCAGUGGAUUCCCGCAGAACCUGAGCGUGGUGGGACUGACCACUACAACCACCCGGCUUACAUGGGCGCCCCCAGCCCCGGCAGAGCGGAACGGACGGAUCACUCAUUACAUCAUCGUUUAUAGAGAUAUCAACAGCCAUCAGAAUUGCACCAAUCAUACAUCGGAGACCCACAUGAUGCUGCAUGACCUCCAGCCUGACACCACCUACGACAUCCGCAUCCAGGCUUUCAACGCCAAGGGGGGUGGACCCUUGAGCCCCAGCAUCCAGAGCAGGACCAUGGCCACAUCACCAGCUUUCGCAACAAGUUUUGGUGUCAAAACGGUAACGAAGACAUCCGUCCUUCUGACCUGGGAGCUUCCAGAGAACUUCAAGUCUCAAGGGCUUUUUAAGAUUUUGUACAAUCAGCAGAGUGUGGAGGUUCAGGGCAACAUGAAGAGGAAGCUGAUCACAGGCCUGAAGCCCGAUACUAAUUACUCGUUUGUGUUGAUGAGUCGAGGGAACAGCGCUGGAGGACUGCAGCAGCAAGUCUCCAUUCGAACCGCUCCGGAUCUCCUCAAAACCAAACCCGUCCUCUUCAAAACCGACGAGAACAAUGGAGGAAAAAUCACCAUCAACCUUCCCAAAGUGGCAACUACAGCACUGAUCAGUUGGUAUUACAUUGUGGUUGUGCCAAGCUCGCUGAUGUCUUCACGCAGGUCGGAAAAUCCAGAUGAGAUGGAGCUUGAUGAGCUUCUCGAGGUCGGCAAAGUUUUUCCAGCGAGGCACCGGCGUCGUCGGAGUUACACUGAAAUUCCGAGACCAUACAUCGCCGCUAAGCUGGAAAACCUUCCCAAGAUGUUCACGCUUGGAGACGAACGUGAAUAUAAUGGUUUCUACAACCGCCCAGUGCCUAGCAACCAGCAGUACCAGUGCUUUGUCAUGGCUGAGAUGAAGGAGCAGCACCUUCCUAACGCCAACGAGAAGCAGCGUAUUUUCUCCUCCAGCCCGUACUCAGACCCGGUGACGGUGAAGAGCGAUAGCAUGACUCGCAGCAUAGAUUCCCCCGAGAUGUUGUGGGUGAUGGGGCCGGUCCUCGCCGUGGUGCUCAUCAUCAGCAUCGUCAUCGCCAUUAUCCUUUUCAAAAGGAAGCGAGCAUCUCCGUUACCUAAAGACGAACUCCUGAGCGGGGUGAAGGACUCCCUCCUGGCGAACUCAUCUGAUCCUGUGGAAAUGAGGAGAAUCAACUAUCAGACGGCAGGUCCCAGCACUUCCUGCUGCCCCGACACUCCAAGAAUGAGAGAACAUCCUCCCAUCUCCGUGUGUGAGCUGGCUGACCACAUCGAGCGCCUCAAAGCCAACGACAACCUGCGUUUCUCUCAGGAGUACGAGUCCAUUGAUCCUGGGCAGCAGUUCACCUGGGAGAACUCUAACAUGGAGGUGAACAAACCGAAAAACCGCUACGCAAACGUCAUCGCCUACGAUCACUCCAGAGUCGUGCUGACCUCCGUGGAUGCUGUUCCAGGCAGCGAUUACAUCAACGCAAACUACAUUGAUGGCUACCGCAAACAGAACGCGUACAUCGCCACACAGGGCCCUCUGCCCGAGACGCUCAGCGAUUUCUGGAGGAUGGUGUGGGAGCAGAGGACCAACACCAUCAUCAUGAUGACCAGACUGGAGGAGAAAUCACGGGUGAAGUGUGACCAGUACUGGCCGGUUCGUGGAACAGAAACGUACGGAAUGAUCCAGGUGACCAUGUUGGAUACGGUGGAGCUGGCGACGUACAGCGUGCGCACAUUUGCACUUUAUAAGAACGGCUCCAGUGAGAAGCGGGAGGUGAGACAGUUCCAGUUCAUGGCGUGGCCGGAUCACGGAGUACCCGAGUACCCCACACCCAUCCUGGCCUUCCUGCGCAGGGUUAAAGCGUGUAACCCUCCCGAUGCCGGGCCCAUGGUGGUGCACUGCAGCGCUGGUGUGGGUCGCACUGGCUGCCUCAUCGUGAUCGAUGCCAUGCUGGAACGUAUGAAGCAUGAGAAGACGGUGGACAUUUACGGCCACGUGACGUGCAUGCGCUCUCAGAGGAACUACAUGGUGCAGACGGAGGAUCAGUACAUCUUCAUCCACGAAGCGCUGCUGGAGGCGGCAACCUGCGGCGUCACCGAGGUCCCAGCACGAAACCUCUACACACACAUCCAGAAACUGGGCCAGCCGCCGCCCGGAGAGACCAUCAGCUCCAUGGAGCUCGAGUUUAAGAGGCUGGCCAACUCCAAAGCUCACACAUCACGCUUCAUCAGCGCCAACCUGCCGUGCAACAAGUUUAAGAACAGACUGGUGAACAUCAUGCCGUUUGAGUCGACGCGUGUGUGUCUGCAGCCAAUCAGAGGGGUGGAGGGGUCUGACUACAUCAACGCCAGCUGCAUCGACGGUUACAGACAGCAGAAAGCGUACAUCGCCACUCAGGGUCCUCUGGCUGAGACCACGGAGGAUUUCUGGAGGAUGCUAUGGGAGCACAACUCCACCAUUGUGGUGAUGCUGACCAAACUCCGUGAGAUGGGGCGGGAGAAGUGUCAUCAGUACUGGCCGGCCGAGCGCUCCGCCCGUUAUCAGUACUUCGUGGUCGAUCCCAUGGCUGAGUACAACAUGCCUCAGUACAUCCUGAGAGAGUUUAAAGUCACCGACGCCAGGGACGGCCAAUCACGGACGAUCCGCCAGUUUCAGUUCACUGAUUGGCCGGAGCAGGGCGUGCCGAAGACGGGCGAGGGAUUCAUCGAUUUCAUUGGCCAAGUGCAUAAAACCAAGGAGCAGUUCGGCCAGGAUGGACCAAUCACUGUGCACUGCAGUGCGGGAGUAGGCAGGACCGGAGUGUUCAUCACUCUCAGCAUCGUUUUGGAGAGGAUGAGAUAUGAAGGAGUGGUGGAUUUAUUCCAGACGGUUAAAACUCUGCGCACUCAGAGACCUGCCAUGGUGCAGACCGAGGACCAGUACCAGCUGUGUUACCGAGCAGCUCUGGAGUAUCUGGGGAGUUUCGACCACUAUGCAACGUAACGCUGCGGGACUUCAGCUACCGGGAUCUAAAAAAAAAACAAGAAGAAGAAGAAAAAACAUUUUGGAGUGUGUGUGUGUGUGUGUGAGUGAGAGAGGUCUGACACACAGCACAGCUUCUUUCCUGACUGGCUUGCAUUCAGAUUCAGCAGCUCUAAAUUCUUAAUUACACACACACACACACACACACACACAAACAGCUACUGGUAGCGUUUUUUUGUUUGUUCGUUUGUUUGUAAUCCUUAAAUUUUAUUCUGACUUUUAUUUAGAAUAUUUUAAUGUUUUAAUAAUCCUUUAACACCUUUCUCGUCUUAACGGCCUCGGCGCCUUUUCCUUUCCCACAAAACGGUACUGUUUCCUUUUUUAUUUAAUGUUAAUUGUAAAUUUGUUUCCUGUUCUUGUCAUUUCUGGUUAUUUUAGCGCACAGAGUGUGUGACUUUAACACGUACUAAUCCAAGAGGACCACUGUUCUCAGAGCUGCUGUCGGAUUUAAUUCAUAACGCUGUUUUGUUGUGGGUUUUUUUUCUUUUUUAUAUGAUUUGUAAUCUUUGUUAUUAUAAAUAACUGUUUCUUUGUAGGAAAGAAAAUAUUGAAGAGGGGAAAAAAAAAUCAACAGAGAGAUUUACAGCAAACAGUAACACUAAACACACGCCACGACGGAGUUUCGUGCGUAAAGGUGUGCGCUGAUAUUUGAUAUUCUUUUUACAUCACGAUAAGUUUUAUCACAAUCUCAACAUCGUUUGUUUGUUCGUUCCAGUUUUAAAUAAUUAAUCUCCACCUCCAUCCACUGGUUCUGUAACUGCUCACGCUAAUCCUGCUGAUUGGACGGAGCUGGGUCAUGUGACUGCCACCUCCUUCUGCGGAAUGUUUGCUAACGAAAUCGCGUGUUAAAUAUCGUGAUGUACGGCGUAUUUGAUUAUCGGCGCACACCUGUACAAGGCGUAAAAAUCUAUAAAAUGAUACGUUUUGAUCCUGAGUCUGACUUCUCAUCCAUGUGUACAGUAUUACCUGCUCCACAAGUGAACUUUUUAUACAGAAAUAUAGAUAUAUAUAUAUAAAUAAAUAUAUAAAAAUAUAAAUAUAUGCAUAUAAAUAUGAGAAAUUAUAAAUAUUAUUCAUACAGUAUAUAUACAGCUACAGAUAUAUGAUCAGUCGAGUCGUCGAUUCUCCGGACGAACGCGAUCAGGACGUACCAACUACAGAGACUGCUGGAGGUGAAUUUGUAUUAAUCCUGCGAAAAGUAAUAUCUACUGUAUUAAUCCUAACACACACCCGCACGUGUGGGUGUGUGUGAGAGUGUGAGUGUGUUCUCUUUGAUGAAGCACAGCGGAGGCCUGAUUAUAACCACACACUACGUUGGCCAAAAGUUUCCUUUAUACCUUGUGAAUGGUUCGUGCUGUAGGGGUUUAACUCUGUUGUAUACGCACUCUGUUUUCUAUUUGUUAAUAAUAAGAAGAAAAAAACUGGAAUUCAAAAACUUGAUGUUAAUAAAGUUGAAUAAUUGUU